Molecule: messenger RNA, 969 nt
Organism: Strongyloides ratti
Lineage: Eukaryota; Metazoa; Nematoda; Chromadorea; Rhabditida; Strongyloididae
Product: Serine/threonine-protein phosphatase 4 catalytic subunit
Exons: 5
Coding region: 1-969 (322 amino acids)
Biological process (GO): peptidyl-serine dephosphorylation; double-strand break repair via homologous recombination
Cellular component (GO): nucleus; cytoplasm
Molecular function (GO): protein serine/threonine phosphatase activity
Source: RefSeq, a predicted model, not a curated record
AUGCUUUCCGAAAUUGAUGAAUAUUUGUCUUCUACUUCAGUGGCUGGACCAAAAUUAAGUGACAUUGACAAACAAAUUGAAACAUUAUUUGAUUGUAAAUUAAUUCCGGAAUCUGAUGUUAAAGUGUUAUGUGCAAAAGCAAAAGAAAUUUUAAUUCAAGAAUCUAAUGUGCAAUGUGUAGAUGCUCCUGUAACUAUUUGUGGAGACAUUCAUGGUCAAUUUUAUGAUCUAAAAGAAUUGUUUCGUGUUGGUGGACGGGUUCCAGAAACUAAUUAUCUUUUUCUAGGAGAUUUUGUUGAUCGGGGUUUUUAUUCUGUAGAAACAUUUCUUCUUCUAUUAGCUUUAAAAGUAAGAUAUCCAGAUCGCAUAAUACUCAUAAGAGGUAAUCAUGAAUCUCGCCAAAUUACUCAGGUUUAUGGAUUUUAUGAUGAAUGUAUAAGAAAAUAUGGCAGUGCUUCAGUUUGGAAAAUGUGCACAGAGGUAUUUGAUUGCCUUGCAUUAGCUGCUAUUGUUAGCAAUAAAGUUUUCUGUGUUCAUGGAGGUUUAUCACCUGCCAUUUCUCAUAUUGAUGCCAUAAGACCAAUAGACAGAAGACAAGAAGUUCCUCAUGAUGGACCAAUGUGUGAUUUAUUGUGGAGUGAUCCUGAGGAAGGAAAUGGAUUUCAAAUAUCACCAAGAGGUGCUGGAUAUCUUUUUGGAAAUGACGUUACAGAGAAAUUCUGCCAUGAAAAUCAAAUUGAACUUAUAUGCCGUGCCCAUCAAUUGGUGAUGGAAGGUUAUAAAUAUCAUUUUAAAGAAACUGUUUGUACCGUUUGGUCAGCUCCAAAUUAUUGUUAUCGUUGUGGUAAUGUUGCAGCUAUCAUGGAAUUAUCUGAAAAUUUGGAUAGGGAUUUUACCGUAUUUGAGGCUGCUCCUCAAGAAAACAGAGGUGCUCCUGCAAAAAAACCUACACCAGAUUAUUUCUUGUAA